AUGAAGCCCCAAUACGACCUAGGUCCCGAAUCUACUGUUAAACAAGAAGUGACAUUCAAGGAUGGCCUUCAGAUUGUUCAUGUGCCAGCACACCGAGAUUUGGAGGAAGCUGAAUUAUUUUUCGAUUUUGAAAAUGAUUUCCAACUAGUCAAAUUGGUCAGUGAACGAAAGUGUCAGCUAUCAAAAAUUGAUCCAGGGACAAAGCCAAUUUCGUUCAAUCCAAAUCAACGUCAAAGUGGCCCAUUGGAUUCAUCAAGUAUGCAACAUACAAGGGUUGUACGUUUGGAAACAAGAGAGCCUCUGACGAAUCUUUCUCAUCUUCGAAAAGAAAUGCAAACGGCUUGUGCUGGUUUUCCGACAUUUUGGGUUGAUAGCGUAGAAGAAAACUUGUAUUAUUCAGCACGGAAUUACCUCAGUGGCUUAACAGUUGGCAACAAUAAAUACCAGUUCUCUCCUUACACAAGAAGUUCGCUAACGUGUGCUCAUGGUGGUGGAAUUGUUGGUUCACAGAUUCAAUGUCAUCCUGACUGUUUUUAUCAAUUAUGUAAUCCGAAUGGAGGCAAGUGGUGCUAUUAUACGGCAGUUCAUUGUCCGAUGGUGACAACUUCGUGCUGGCAACAUCUAAACAAUGUCCCAUUGAAUUGUCGUCCUUGCUGUUCUAGCCCCAAAGUCCCAUGUGGUACGCAAUUACCGUACUGUGGCUGUUAUGCAGAUGGUCAGAAUGGAAAAUGA
Molecule: messenger RNA, 732 nt
Organism: Rotaria sp. Silwood2
Lineage: Eukaryota; Metazoa; Rotifera; Eurotatoria; Philodinida; Philodinidae
Source: the annotation of a GenBank genome assembly